This is a messenger RNA of Schistocerca piceifrons (Central American locust), 1765 nucleotides long. RefSeq names its product fatty acyl-CoA reductase 1-like. The transcript has 9 exons. Lineage: Eukaryota; Metazoa; Arthropoda; Insecta; Orthoptera; Acrididae. Gene Ontology annotation, molecular function: alcohol-forming very long-chain fatty acyl-CoA reductase (NADP+) activity. The record is from RefSeq and is a predicted model, not a curated record. Gene Ontology annotation, cellular component: peroxisome. Bases 96 to 1736 code for a protein of 546 amino acids. Gene Ontology annotation, biological process: long-chain fatty-acyl-CoA metabolic process.
GUCGACGUUCCGACGAGUACUGACGCCACUGCCGCGAAGCCUGUCGUACCCUGCACGUCGCCGCUUUGCCCUCACAGAACGAAACAAAUUCUCCAAUGGUUGGCGUGGGAAGAGAGGAUGCACGUUCAGGUCCCCGAGUGCCACAGUGGUAUGCGGGCCGGUCAGUGCUGGUGACGGGGGCCACCGGCUUCCUGGGAUUAGCCGUCGUGGAGAAGCUGCUGCGGUCCUGCCCUAAAAUUGGCACUAUCUACAUGCUGGUGCGGCCCAAGCGUGGACAGGACCCUCAGGAGAGGCUGGAAGCCUAUGUGUCCAAUGUGAUAUUCUCAAAGGUUCGAGAAGAGCAGCCUGACUUCGCACGCCACCUGUCCGUGAUUGGCGGCGAUGUCAGCUCCCCGGACUUCCAGCUGGAAGAGCAGGACAUUGAGGCCCUGCGGCGUGACGUGAGCGUCGUCUUCCACUGCGCCGCCAGCGUCCGCUUCGACGACAGCCUGCGCCAGGCCGUCAACACCAACGUGGUGGGCACCAAGUGCGUGCUGCAGCUGGCCGAGCAGCUGCCCAACCUGCAGGUAUUUAUGUACAUCUCGACCUCCUUCUGCCACUCAGACCAUCAAGUCACUGAAGAAAGACUGUAUCCAGCAAAAGCAGACCCCGAGAAGGUUAUGAAUAUUGUUUCCUCGAUGGAUGACGAACUUUUAGAGCUUAUAACACCAAAGAUGCUGGGGAAUCUACCAAACACAUACGCCUUGACGAAGAACCUUACAGAGGAGCUGGUGGCGAGGUACUCUGACCGGCUGCCUAUCGUCAUUGUCAGGCCGUCCAUUGUUGGACCAGUCUGGAAAGAGCCGCUAGAAGGCUGGGCAGCGAAUAUGAAUGGACCAAUCGGCUUCUUCAUAGCUGGUGGAAAAGGCGUGCUGAAGGUUAUGAUGGCACACCUCAACCUCACAGUCGACACCAUACCGGUCGAUUGCGCGGCGAACGUCAUCAUCAUCGUGGCGUGGCAUGUUGCAGAGACGAGGCAGCCGAGUCCAUAUGUUUGCAACAUAACUACGGGGGAUCAGAACCGCAUCACCUGGGGAGACAUUAUGAAGCAUCUGAUGAAGAUAAAUACGACAGAGGUUCCUCUGAGACCAGUUCUGUGGUAUAAUGAGGCAAUUGUGACGACUUCACUUGUGUGGUACACAAUCUGCCACUUCUUCCUCGAAGUAUUGCCUGCACAUAUUUUCGACUUCUUCAUCCGUCUCUCUGGAAGGAAACCAUUCUUGGUGCACGUAAACAAUCGUUUAAAUUCGGCCAAGAUCAUGGUGCGGUAUUAUGUGCUACAUGAAUGGACAUUUAUCAACAAAAACGUUGUGUCUGUGUAUGAAUCGAUGGCUCCUGAGGAUAAAGAAAUCUUUUAUUUUAAUGUUAAAGAACUUGAUUACUACGACUAUUGUAAAAAGUCAAUUAUUGGAGCGAAGCUGUACCUUCUGAAUGAGAGCAUCGAUGAUAUACCCGGUGAUGUGAGAUACAUGAGAAGGAUGUACUAUCUGCACGUUGUAGUGCGGACACUUUUCUAUGGUCUGUUACUCUGGGUACUGUACUCGAUGUCAGAGCCAGCACUGGAGAUGGUUGAAACUGAAAUGGAAUAUUUGACUUCUGUGUUUUAUGGAGCUCCUAUUAUUAGAGCACUCGCAGACGAUGAUCCUGUUUCUUCUACAAUGUUGCCAGAUGACGUGGUUGAUGUGAUAAACAGCUGAAUACUCUGUUGUCAGUUUUGUUCAGAUAA